This is a messenger RNA of Vicugna pacos (alpaca), 1737 nucleotides long. NCBI's taxonomy places the organism in Eukaryota, Metazoa, Chordata, Mammalia, Artiodactyla, Camelidae. The record is from RefSeq and is a predicted model, not a curated record.
GUAGCGGGCGAAUUUUCGGAAGUAAUCGCCAAGGUCUCAGAGCUAGAAGUCCGUGGCAUUUAUAGAGUGAAAGGAACCUACAGAUCUCCGAGACUAGCCUAAAAAUGGCCUUAGAUUUUAAAAGUAUUAUCUUUCCGAGUAUCAAACGCCGCAACUCUCAAGAGCAGAAACCGGAUAGAAAACAUAACUGAGGACCAUCUGGAACUGUGUUCAUACCAGCCCCCUAUCCGAUUUUAAAUGCUAGCCAGCUGCAUGGAAUUUACAGUGACUCACCAGAUCCUGUGGAGAAGCAGCGUUCCUAUUGGGGCGAGGAAGAAGACAAGGGCCCACGUGAUUGCCCCCGGGAAGUCACCCUGUUCUGAUAGUGCUGCUACAAUGAGACAAAACAACAGCAUCACACAAGAAACACAAGAAGGUCCAAGGCUAAGGAAGUAUGCCUGGGAUACAAAUGAAGAAUACCUCUUCAAAGCAAUGGUGGCUUUCUCCAUGAGAAAAGUUCCUAACAGAGAAACAACUGAGAUUUCCCACGUCCUACUUUGCAAUGUAACCCAGCGGGUGUCAUUCUGGUUUGUGGUUACAGAUCCUUCAAAAACUCACACCCUUCCUGCUGUGGAGAUACAGUCAGCUAUAAGAAUGAAUAGGAACCGGAUCAACAAUGCCUUCUUUUUGAAUGACCAGACUCUGGAAUUUUUAAGAAUUCCUUCCACUCUUGCACCACCUACUGACCCACCUGUGCCCAUCUGGAUUAUUAUAUUUGGUGUGAUAUUUUGCAUUGUCAUAGUUGCAACCAUGCUAUUGAUUUUAUCAGGAAUCCAGCAACAUAGAAGAUGCCAAUCAUUCUCUUUAUGUGCAUUCAGGAAGAAUGAAGGACCGUCUGAGAUGGAAGACACUGAAGAUAAGUGUGAAAACACAAUCACAGUUGAAAAUGGCAUCCCCUGUGAUCCCCUGGACAUGAAGGGAGGACACAUCAAUGAUGCCUUUAUGACAGAGGAUGAGCGGCUCACCCCUCUCUGAAGGGCUGCUGUUUUGCUUCCCCAUGAAACUCAACACUUGUUUCUGUGCAACUGCUGAACAUCACAAUUUAUCAAAGGCAGAUUAUAUAUUUUGUUUCACCAUUCUUCUUUUGUAAGAAAUUUUAAAUGGGCAUGAAAUUGAAAGGCAAUGAAUUAUACCCAUGAAGACCAUUGAAAUCAUAAGUGGUUGACCAUUCAAAAUGUUCUGAAAUAUUUCUCUGACAACAGAGUGUGUAAGUGUAGUCAUGUAGUGUUUGUAGUUAUUGGUGUUAAAGUGCAUUAGUAUUUAAGCAUCUCCAGAAAUAAGGUCAGACCAGUACACACACACACACACACACACACACACACACACACACACACACACACAUAUAUAUAAUCUCACAUUUUGAAGACCUAAGAAAAUUUUUUCCAGUGGAUAAUGCCUGUAAUACAGUAUAUAAAUCAUGGACAAUGGGCCCUUUUUGAAUAUCACUUACAUCACUUUGUAUAUGACUAGAUAAGCAAGAACAACAAGUAAUUACUGUAAAUGAGAUGGAUAAAAAUGGGAGUGUUGACACACAAUGUGGAAUUUGAUCCUAUUAUCAUAACAACAGUUGCUUAUAUAUAUUUUCUGACUACCAGUCUCUAAUAGGGCAGCUCUAUUCAUUGAUUAUUUCCACAAUUUGUAAAAGUACAAUCUAUGCUAAUUUAAUAAAGUACUAAACAUCUCUUUUUGAUUAAGUGA